Molecule: messenger RNA, 837 nt
Organism: Carassius auratus (goldfish)
Lineage: Eukaryota; Metazoa; Chordata; Actinopteri; Cypriniformes; Cyprinidae
Product: protein NLRC3-like
Exons: 1
Coding region: 1-837 (278 amino acids)
Source: RefSeq, a predicted model, not a curated record
AUGUACAUCCACUUCCUGAUGAUUCAGAUCAAUAUGAGGAACCAGAAGUAUGAGGAGAGAGGUUUAAAGAAUCGCCUGCAGUCCAACAGAGAAGUGAUUGUGAAACUUGCUGAAGUGGCUUUCAAACAGCUGAUGAAGGGCAAUGUGAUGUUCUAUGAGGAGGACCUGAUUGAGAGCGGCAUCGAUGUCACUGACGCCUCAGUGUAUUCUGGGAUUUGCACUGAGAUCUUUAAGGAGGAAUCUGUGAUUCAUCAAAGGAAAGUCUACAGCUUCAUUCAUCUGAGCAUUCAGGAGUUUCUUGCUGCUUUCUAUGUGUUUAACUAUUAUGUUAGUACAACUAUUGAGGUACUAAAAAGCUUCAUUUCAGUACAAGCUUUGCUUAAAGCUGCAGUGGAUAAAGCCCUUGAGAAUAAAACUGGACAUCUGGAUCAUUUUCUGAGGUUCCUGCUGGGCAUCUCACUGGAGUCCAAUCAGAGACUCUUACAGGAUCUACUGACACACACAGAGAACAGCUCAGAGACCAUCAGGAGAACCACACAGUACAUUAAAGACAAGAUCAAAGAUGGACAUGGACUCUCCACUGAAAUAUCCAUCAAUCUGUUUCGCUGUCUGCUGGAAGUGAAAGAUCAGAGUCUCUCCAGAGAGAUUCAGGAGUUUGUGAAAUCAGACAAACACUCAGAGAAGAAACUCUCUCCUGCUCACUGCUCAACAAUCGCCUACAUGCUUCAGAUGUCAGAGGAGCCACUGGAUGAGCUGGACCUCAAGAAAUACAACACAUCAGAUGAGGGAAGAAGACGACUGAUGCCAGCUGUGAUCAACUGCAAAAAAGCUCUGUGA